Messenger RNA from Choloepus didactylus (southern two-toed sloth), 2641 nucleotides. It is a transcript of the gene HIC2, whose product is annotated as HIC ZBTB transcriptional repressor 2. Gene Ontology annotation, biological process: regulation of transcription by RNA polymerase II. Gene Ontology annotation, cellular component: nucleus. NCBI's taxonomy places the organism in Eukaryota, Metazoa, Chordata, Mammalia, Pilosa, Megalonychidae. The record is from RefSeq and is a predicted model, not a curated record. Gene Ontology annotation, molecular function: RNA polymerase II cis-regulatory region sequence-specific DNA binding; DNA-binding transcription factor activity, RNA polymerase II-specific; protein binding.
GCUUGGGGUGUUGGGGGCGGCAGCACCCCCAGCUCCUCCGACCUGCCGAGCCCGGGGCCCUGUGGUCACUGUCACCCGCCCGGCUCUCCGUGGGGGUGUGGGGGGUCCCAGCCUGAGAGGCCGUCGGCGACCGUGUGACCAUGUCCUCUCUCUCCACCAGGUGACCAGGCAUUGAUGCCCCCCCAGGGAGGCCACGCACACACGGAGGUCACCCCCGCUGGCUGCUGCGCACAUGGUUUCUGGGCCCCUGGCACCCCGGUGGUACGCGUGGGGAGGCCGCGGGGACGCGGGCACCGCCAUGGAGCUGCCCAGCCACUCCAAGCAGCUCCUGCUGCAGCUCAACCAGCAGAGGACCAAGGGCUUCCUGUGUGACGUCGUCAUCAUGGUGGAGAACGCCGUCUUCCGGGCCCACAAGAACGUCCUGGCCGCCAGCAGCAUCUACUUCAAGUCCCUGGUCCUGCACGACAACCUCAUCAACCUGGACACGGACAUGGUCAGCUCUGCCGUGUUCCAGCAGAUCCUGGACUUCAUCUACACGGGCAAGCUGCUGCCCGGCGACCCGCCGGCCGAGCCCAACUUCGGCACCCUCCUCACCGCCGCCAGCUACCUCCAGCUGCCCGAGCUGGCCGCCCUGUGCCGCCGCAAGCUGAAGCGCGCGGGGAAGCCCUUCGGCUCGGCCCGGGUCGGGGCCACGGGCAUGGGGCGGCCAGCUCGCAGCCCGCGCCUCGCCGCCGCCUCCGUCAUCCAGGCCCGGUACCCGGGCCUCGGGGGCGGGCGCCAGGGGCUGCACCCUGCCCCGGAGCCACCCCCUGGCAAGGGCUCCGACGACGACGAGCUUUUCCUCGGCAGCGCCAACCCGGAGGCGGUGCACGGCCUGGGCCGGCCCGGCUGCCCGGCCGGCGGGGAGCCGGGCCUGGGCGGCUGUGGCGGCAGCACCAGUGGGAGCAGUGGGGGCUGCGAGCAGGAGCUGGGCCUCGACCUGUCCAAAAAGAGCCCCCCGCUGCCGCCCGCCACCCCUGGCCCUCACCUCAGCCCCGACGACCCGGCCCGGCUGAGUGACAGUCAGCACGGUUCGCCGUCCUCCGCCCCCGCCCUGCCCACUGCCAACAGUGCCUCGUACGCCGAGCUGGGGGGCACCCCUGACGAGCCCAUGGACCUGGAGGGGGCCGAGGACCACCCCCUGGGGCUGCCGGAGGGGCCCGGCGGGCAGCCCCGCAAAAGCCUGCGGCACUCAGCUCGCCGGAAGGAGUGGAGCCGGAAGGAGCCCGUGGUCUGCUCCCCGUUCGAGCGGAAAGAAGCAGGGCCCAAGGGCCCCUGCCCCGGGGAGGAGGGCGAGGGGCUCGGGGACAGGGUCCCCAACGGCAUCCUGGGGGCCGGUGGCGGGGGCGGCGGGCCCUACGGGGAGCCCCCGUUCCCCUGCAAGGAGGAGGAGGGUGAGAACGGCAAGGACGGGAGCGACGAGAGCGGGCAGAGCGGCAGCGAGGCGGGCGCCCGCUACGUGUUCCGGCAGGAGGGCUACGAGCCCGUGCCCUACGGUGACAACCUGUACGUGUGCAUCCCCUGCGCCAAGGGCUUCCCCAGCUCGGAGCAGCUCAACGCCCACGUGGAGACGCACACGGAGGAGGAGCUGCUGCUCAAGGAGGAGGGGGCCUACGAGACGGGCAGCGGGGGCGCCGAGGAGGAGGCCGAGGACCUGUCGGCGCCCAGCGCGCCCUUCGCGGCCGAGCCGCGGCCCUUCAAGUGCUCGGUGUGUGAGAAGGCGUACAAGGACCCGGCCACGCUGCGGCAGCACGAGAAGACGCACUGGCUGACGCGGCCCUUCCCGUGCAGCAUCUGCGGCAAGAUGUUCACGCAGCGCGGCACCAUGACCCGCCACAUGCGCAGCCACCUGGGCCUGAAGCCCUUCGCCUGUGAGGAGUGCGGCAUGCGCUUCACGCGCCAGUACCGCCUCACGGAGCACAUGCGCGUGCACUCGGGCGAGAAGCCCUACGAGUGCCAGCUCUGCGGCGGCAAGUUCACGCAGCAGCGCAACCUCAUCAGCCACCUGCGCAUGCACACCUCACCCGCCUAGAAGCCAAAGACCGCCCGGCGGCCCCCCGCGGCCCAUGCACCACGGGAAGGUGCCGGAAGGGGGCCGCCGGGGCCACGUCCACCUCCGUCCCGCCCUGGGCGCCGCCUCGCCGUGCCUCGGUUUCCUUCCCGCGGCCGGGCGGGCAGGAGGCUGCCGUGACGCGUGUGUGCGGCAUGCUUGUGUCUGGGUGCGGGCCGUCCCCUCGGCCCCGGGACCGUCAGGGUGAGCCCACCGCCUCUACCUCGCAACCACUAAAGCGCCCCCGGGGCCGUGGCGCCGUUAUUCCUACUGAGCUGUGUUUUUCCUUUCACAUUUUGUUUUUGGAACCAAAACAAACCGUAAGUCGAUUUUCUCCCGGGGCCGAGGGUGGGUUCUGCAGACUGAAUGUAUCGGGGGCACCCGCCUCUGCCUCUUGUCCCCUGGUGCCAGUGGGGGGUGCAGACAGGUGAUGCCCACCUCCCCGGGCCCCAGAAGCCCCUCUUGCCCAAAGGCCUCCCCGGGCCUGAGGCCCUGCCCCGGCCGCCUCGGGAGAGUGUGCUCGCUCUAUAGUUUCCAAGGAAUAUUCUUUGU